Messenger RNA from Ostrea edulis (European flat oyster), 1186 nucleotides. RefSeq lists its product as uncharacterized. Bases 31 to 594 code for a protein of 187 amino acids. Lineage: Eukaryota; Metazoa; Mollusca; Bivalvia; Ostreida; Ostreidae. Gene Ontology annotation, cellular component: nucleus. The record is from RefSeq and is a predicted model, not a curated record. Gene Ontology annotation, molecular function: zinc ion binding. The transcript is spliced from 5 exons.
GACUUCCGAACGUAUAUAUAAAAAAGUAAAAUGGCUGCGGCCAUACCAGCCUCACCGUCCACACCACGCAGGAUAUAUAGUUUAUGUAAUAUUUGUUGUCUGUGCGGGUUUUCAUUUCUAAUAAAAGAAGUUGAUCGAAACGGUACUGUGACAUGGAAGAAGCUUUCGAAGCUGAAACUUAGGCUGACCGAUGAGAAAAGGGAUACCAUACAGAAGAUCAUCGAGAUGCCGCCACACUCGGAGGGAGUUUGUGUUAAGUGUUUCGCGAAAGUCGAGAAAAUCAUUAAAUAUAAGAAAGAAAUCGAUAACAUCAUAUCCGUUUUCAGGGAAAGUAGGCGCAGGUUCAAAGCCAAAACUCCGAGUUCAUCAACUAGAAAGAAAAGAGUUUUAAGAUCACCGCAGGUGUGUCUUCCUGAAUUCAAACAUGUUUGCAAAGACCCUGAGCGCACUUCUGAAAUGACAAUUCCUAUUAUUCCACAGCCUACUGAAUUGCUAAAAGAUUCUCUUUCCAUGCAAAACAAAGGAGUUUUAGAGGAAGGUAUAGUGACUCUUCCACAGAGUUUGCAGAUUCAUGCAAAGGAGUUUGAUUCCUGAACAUAUUCCACCAAGUAUGCAUAUUCAUUCCAAGGAGGAUUUAGGUAUGAAUUGCAUGUUGAUGAUAACAAAUUAUAUAUAACAGAUACAUUGUACAUGUAGAAAUCAAAUGUACAACUCAAGACAUCCCUACAUAGCAUUAAUAUAAUUGCAUAUCUACUAAUCAACAACGGUUUACACUUAAGUAAUUCAUAAGAUGUCUAUAUUUCAUUCCAGCGAAACCCCCCUUAGAUGGCACUAUUGAGGUUUAUAAUUUUCUGAUGGUUGUAAUGUUCAAUGAUUUUGAUGUAAUCUAUAAUUAGUUCGUUCUUAGUUCUAUAAAUAAAAACAGUGAUCUAUUAAUAAUGGAACUAAUUUAUAUUACAAUUUGUUAUUAGCUCACCUUAGUCACCAAGAAGAUGACCUAUUUUUGCUAUUUGUUUUUGUCUGUUGUCAUUCAUAAGCUUUACACUGAGCUUUUCUGAUCACGUUUGUCUGUUGCUCAUCCAUUUGUAAACUUUUCAUAUUUUCAUAUUCGUCUUCAGAGGCCAAAUUCAAUUAGACUUGGUACAAAUCAUUCCUCUUAAAGAUGAUGAGUUCAGUUGAAGAGCCA